Messenger RNA from Trichophyton rubrum CBS 118892, 345 nucleotides. RefSeq names its product isocitrate lyase. The transcript has a single exon. Gene Ontology annotation, molecular function: isocitrate lyase activity. Lineage: Eukaryota; Fungi; Ascomycota; Eurotiomycetes; Onygenales; Arthrodermataceae. Gene Ontology annotation, biological process: carboxylic acid metabolic process. The record is from RefSeq and is a predicted model, not a curated record. The coding region runs from base 1 to 345 and encodes 114 amino acids.
AUGAAGAACAAAGAUGCUAGUUUUACUUAUGGUUGCCUGGAACCAACCAUGCUCACCCAGAUGGUGAAAUAUCUAGACACUGUCUAUGUUUCUGGUUGGCAGAGCUCAUCAACUGCCUCCUCUACUGAUGAGCCUUCUCCCGACCUUGCUGACUACCCUAUGGUAAGUACCAUUUCAAAUACCAAUGCUCAAGGGUCUAGGCUUAUACACUAUUAUUUAAAAACAGAAUACUGUGCCGAACAAGGUCAAUCAGCUUUUCCUGGCUCAACUGUUCCACGACAGAAAACAAAGAGAGGAACGUCUCCGUGCCCCCAAGGAACAGCGCAACAGCCUACCGAACAUUGA